CGGGAAUCCACUGUUAAGACCCAGUUCCAUCUUCGCCCUUUGUUCUCUCCACGGCGUUGGGUUUCCCGUACAGUCCAUAUUCUGUUCAAAGUGACCGGCAUAAAGAAAAUUUCUGUGGAUUUUAUUGAUAAGCUUUCUUCACAGACUGGCGUAUACCAGAUGUGUACCUCCUAUGGCAGGAAUAGGACAGCUCUUUUCAGUACUGGUCCUAGCAGUACUGUAGGUGCGCCGUCUUUCAGCGACAUGGCCGCCUUUUGUCCCUCCGGUUACAGCUCCAGACCUGGUUCCUCGCAGCACAAUGGGGACGUACUGAACCCUGCGACCGGUGCUUUUUCUUUACGACCUGGAUACUCCAAUACAGCAGAUACAAAUCCUGAAGACGUUUCCUCCUAUUUCAACGCGAUCGGAUACAAUGGUGGACAGUCUUGUCCUCCUCGGAAUUUUUCUGAGCCAUCGUUGUUUCCUUCUCUGUCCGUCAUUAAUCGGACGAUGGGACAUGACCUGGGUGGUAGCCGCAUUGUUGGUGCGGGAACUUCAACAAGACCAACAAGUGAAUCUUUGGCGACCAACAAUACUCGAACCUCUGGCAACCUUUUUUCUUCGGGUUUAACCAGCGAACCUGGGACGACUAACACGAGUUUGACUUCCUCAUCCUCGAGAGGCGUCAAGUUAGAUCCUGCUGAAUUUCCCCCCAUCUUGACUGCCGUUGGUCGCGGUGGAAGUAGUUCACUUGGUGGAACGUUCCAUGCCUCUUCGAAUCAACCUCCUCUCCGUAAUUAUGUUUCUGUAAUGUCGAAAGGAUCACUCGGGUCGGACUCAGGCGCAAGCCCUAUUAGUCAAUUCACUCACACGGUCACAAGCCAAGCCACUCCUGAGUUUUCAAAGCAAGAUUUUCCGGCUCUUCCAGGCCAGCAUACUUCUGCAUCUAAUACUUCCACCUCCACGUCAUUGUCAAAUCUGACCGCUGUCUCUGGGACAGUACAUAGGUCCAUGGUGAUUAAUCCGUCCUCCGUUACUCCCGGUUCUUGUGGAAGCGCACUGGGCACACAUCGGACGUUCACUCAAGCAUCUGGAUCACCACUGCCCGUAGGAACGGCUGCAACAUCAGUGAAUGCCGUAUCCAUGGGUUCUGGUAUCCAGCUUUUGCCAAACCACCUUGUGGCAAAUAUUCCGAAAAAUAUGAUAUGCGAUCAGUUCGGUAUGGUGGGCUUAUUGAAGCUGAUUCGAGUAGGAGACUACGAUACGACGUUGAAUAUGUUAGCUCCGGGUCUGGACCUUUCAACUUUACACAAUAACUGGCAAAGUCCAGGCGAACUACAUAGUACGUUUGUUUCCCCUUGUCAUGAUUCGUGUAUUGGUCGACCACAAGACAUGGAUUAUGCUGUUCCGCCCGAAUAUCUUAUUCGACAUCUAAUCGCCGACCGCUUACCGGAUCCACCGAUGGAUCAGUUGUCUGAGGAGACGUUGUUCUGGUUAUUUUACAAUUGCUGCAGAGAGGAGGCGCAGUUGGUUGUAGCGAAAGAACUUUACCAACGCGAAUGGCGGUUCCAUAAAAAAGAACAAAUCUGGCUUACUCGGAUUAUGGGUGCGAAUUUCACAACGGACAGUAAUUCAGAGCAAGGAGAGUACUAUUUCUGGGACCCAUUCAAGGCACAGAAGUCCACUCACCAAAUGACUAUUCUUUACUCGGACUUGGAUGAUGCACCGGCCGCGUUUCGUGUGAGUUCGAAUACCUUGAGUGCGUUUGUUGGUAUCGGACAUCCGAUGGGAGCAGCUAGUGGAUCACAUCAUAUCACUGGAUCUCAUUCACAAACGAAUUUACAGCAACAACACCUUGUUAACUACCAACAGGCGUUUCCGCAUUCCCAGAGUCAGGCUAUGUUGAAUCGGCAUCAAGUCACCGGCGGCGUGUCCAUUUCGAGCACAGCCUCGCAUCAACCAGGUUCACAGUUGGUAAGCGCACAAGGUGGAUCUGGCUCAGCCUCUGCUGCUACACUAGCCAGCUUAUUUAAUGCGCGGACCCAAUCGAAACCGGCGCAGCUUAGUCCCACAGCAAGUUACUUUCAACCACUACCUCCUCACACUCGAAGCGUUGCCGUGGCCCCCUUGUUUGCGUCGCGAUCACUAGCGGGCGGUGUAGUACAGUCGAACACGCCGUCAGUAUCGCCUGCGACUACUCUAUGUUCCGUGCCUGUGACGUCGAGCACUGCAGCUGCUAGCAACUCUAGUUGUGUUUCAUCCACGAACGUAACCCACAGUUUGACGGCGGUGGACUCGAACCAUACGAACGAUUCUGCUCAGAAUCGGACAUCAAAUUCGUUAGGCGGCGUCGAGGAUUCUGGGGGCUUGCAGUCUAAAUUUGAAUCGUCCCACCUCUAGUUCGCUUAUCAAGAAGUAGGCAGCCGCGCCUGUUCACGGUCUGGGGAUCGGGUUCAGAAGACCCUGGGGGCUCACUGGCAACCGCAUAUCUCCACUUCUUUUUCGUUUCCUCCAUUUCUAAUUACUUGCACCUUUCUUACCGUCCAUUCCUGUUCGGCCUAUUUAAUCGACGACUGUGGGAUCCGUUAGUUUUCUCUCCUGCCUGAUGAUCAGAGAGGUGCUACCUCACUUUGCCUCGGGAGGUAACCCGCACAUCGCUUGGGCCACUGUUGCUAACGAAUGAUCGGUCUCCAAACAAAUGACAGUGGCUCAUUGCAUCUAUCAAGAAGGCGGAACAAAUGUUUGUUCCAAUUCUCCGUUGAGCAUAAUUGAGGUGUAAUGCCUUUCUCCCGGUUCCACGGCAUUUUCACACUUCCAUCUCCAUGUUUACUUUUCCCAUUCUUUGACGGUUGUAUCUUUCAAGUAUUAACCGACUUUUGGAUGUAUGGUAUGACAAUCUUGUGUCCCGUGUCAUUCCGUAUGACCCCUUUCUCUUCUUGUUCCGUCCUCUCAGUCCGAGCUCAGUUCCCUUUCCUAAGCUUGAUCAGCUUAACUCAGUUAUGGCAGCCUUCCUUAUUUAUUGUGAUGGCACUUUUUUCUCUUCUCUUCAUCCGUGUACAGUGCUUGUCCAAGGGAGUGACGGCGGCAUUUCUCAGACAAAUAUGUGCGACAUCUGGUCUAUGUAACUUACCUACUUCCCACCUCAGCGUCAGUUUCGAUUUCCAUCCCGGCCGUAUUAGAUCUUGUGCGUUGCUGCACACGUACCCCUGC
Opisthorchis viverrini is the source of this 3189-nucleotide messenger RNA. RefSeq lists its product as hypothetical. The transcript is spliced from 4 exons. Gene Ontology annotation, cellular component: P-body; CCR4-NOT core complex. The annotation marks the transcript as partial. Gene Ontology annotation, biological process: regulation of stem cell population maintenance; nuclear-transcribed mRNA poly(A) tail shortening; regulation of DNA-templated transcription. Lineage: Eukaryota; Metazoa; Platyhelminthes; Trematoda; Opisthorchiida; Opisthorchiidae. The record is from RefSeq and is a predicted model, not a curated record.